AUGUCUUCCUCAUCGCCGCCCCCUCCAGAGCGCAAUAUUCAGAGGUCUAAGCGAAAAGCUUCAAACUCGCCAUCACCAAUACUUCAAGAAGAUACUAUCAAGCGGGUUAAGACAAGAGAUCCAUCACUUAUCGGCGAUGAGUAUGACGGCAAAAGAACUAUCUCACUGUCGCUCCUAACUCCACCACCUUCCUCGUCGAACUCAAGGAGCUCGAGCGCCUUGUCAUCAACAUCGACCAUCUCGAUUCCGGUAGAGAUGGAUUCUCCGCAUACCUAUGAGUGCAUGGGUCUAACCCCCGAAGCGGCACAAUUGAUAUACAACGAUGGGAAGAAGAUACGCGAUGGCAUCAUGGAAGAUUAUGGCGAAGAUUUCGAUUCGGAGUUCCUCGAGUGUAGCCUUGAGGCAUACUUGGUCAAGAGAGUUACUGAAGUCUGUGAUGAGGUACUCGCAGCUGGAGAUGGAGACAACUGGAUAGAAGCAAUGACAGCAGCUGGUAUCAAGAAGGAGCUCCAAGAUACUAUAAUGGAUGAGGAGUUCGAGGCUAUCCGUGGCACACAGUCUCUCCAGGGUUGGCUUAAGGAGAUCUUCGGCAACUACUUCCGCACAUUCGAACACAUGAACGAGAGCGUUCUAGACUGGGAAGAAGAAUAUUCGUCACGACUACGUCUAAGGGGAGGAGCCGGCGAAGAAGACAUAGCACCCCCACCUCCUGGACAUCGGGCCUUAUUCAAGAGCAUCGAAUUCAAACAAGCGCAAGGUAUCUUCUGCGACAACGAAAUCGACCUUGUCGGAUUGGUUUCGGCGUCAACCCCCAUGGACUUCUCUCCAUAUGGUGGUCUGUACUUCACAGAUACCCCCUGGGUCGCUGAGGUCUAUGCAAACUUUGCAAAGCGCACUUGUCCACCUGCCGAUAUUCGAACUGUCGAGAUACAUGUUCCAGAAGAUCAUUUCAAGAGGCUGAAGGUAUGGGAGCUUGAGUUCAACGACAUCUUCAAGGAAAUAGUCUGGCACUCCAGGCGCGGAAAAAUCAUUCCAAAGCAUUUACAGGAGAUCCAAUCCGACUUCCGCAUUCUUCACGGACCCUGUACCACGCGACACUCUAAGAAUUAUGCAAAGAUGAAGGACUGGAAUGAGAUUACGGAGAGGCAUUUGCUGACUAGGAUGACAACUGAUGAGUAUGGGGCACCUCAGCAAGAGGUAGCGAUGCAAUACAUGUGGCGAGGCCAGACAGCAGUGUCCGAGCUGAGUCGAGACUGCAAGGACAAGACGCGUCUGUGGAAGCCGCUCAAGGGUUGGUCGCUUGUUGGGGAGCCUGAUAAGGACGUUUCGGUGAGGGAGAAGAAUGUUUUGGAGGGUUGA
Molecule: messenger RNA, 1359 nt
Organism: Bipolaris zeicola 26-R-13
Lineage: Eukaryota; Fungi; Ascomycota; Dothideomycetes; Pleosporales; Pleosporaceae
Exons: 1
Coding region: 1-1359 (452 amino acids)
Source: RefSeq, a predicted model, not a curated record